This is a messenger RNA of Eimeria tenella, 279 nucleotides long. RefSeq lists its product as uncharacterized. The record is from RefSeq and is a predicted model, not a curated record. Lineage: Eukaryota; Apicomplexa; Conoidasida; Eucoccidiorida; Eimeriidae. Bases 1 to 279 code for a protein of 92 amino acids. The transcript is spliced from 2 exons.
AUGACAGUCCCAGAUGCUGCUGCUUCUCCUGCGCCCCACAAGACAACUUUGUCUCAAGAGCAGUCGGAGCAGGUCCGGCUGCUGGGGCACCUCGUGCGGGCAGAUGCAAACAACUCGCAGGUGAAGCAAGAAGCCGUGAUGGAGCGGCAGCCAGAAUGGAGUUUGCUGGAAAGGGCGGGUUUAAUAAAAAAGGGAAUGGCAGCAGCACUUGCGCAGCUGCACGGGCUGGACUCGGAGCAGCGGGCCGACGCCAUCGCCGAGGCAAACCCUAAACCCUAA